This is a messenger RNA of Camponotus floridanus (Florida carpenter ant), 2821 nucleotides long. It is a transcript of the gene Rac1, whose product is annotated as ras-related protein Rac1. Lineage: Eukaryota; Metazoa; Arthropoda; Insecta; Hymenoptera; Formicidae. The transcript has 3 exons. The record is from RefSeq and is a predicted model, not a curated record. The coding region runs from base 569 to 1147 and encodes 192 amino acids. Gene Ontology annotation, biological process: regulation of actin cytoskeleton organization; establishment or maintenance of cell polarity; regulation of cell shape. Gene Ontology annotation, cellular component: cytoplasmic vesicle; cytoskeleton; cell cortex. Gene Ontology annotation, molecular function: GTPase activity; GTP binding; protein kinase binding.
UCGCGCGACUAUUUUAUAUCUUAUGCGUGUGUAUGUGUGUGUGUGUAUACUUUACCUCCCGCUGCGACCGUCGAUGGCAUUUCUCUUCAUGGUGUGCGCCUCCGGACCGCUCCAAAGGCAGCCAGUUAGCUUGACCAGUCGGCCGACCAAUCAGUCACGGGGGUUCAUCGCGUUGCUCUCGCAUAUCUCUGUCACGCUCUAACCUCUCAGUCGUAUCCGUCACGCGAGUCAUCUCGCUCUCGCUUCCUUCCUUCGCCCUCUUCUCUUUACCGCACCUUCGUUCCCCUCUGCCGCGCUCCUCUCUCUUCUCUUCAUCCUCUUCCUCCUCCUCCUCCGCUGCCGCCACUGCCCUCUUCCUGUGUCGCGUUGUACGUAUCGCGCCGUUUGUCUCUUCCUCUCCCGCCUAUAUCGUCCCUCCCUCCCUCCUUCCUCCCUCCCUUCCUCCUCCUCCCUCUCUUCUCACUCGGGCUUCUCUUUCCCUCCCGCUGAAAUCGGCUACAUCGGUGUAUCAUCGUUGCGCGAUUUUACGUGCUCCCGUGUGCAUUACGGACGACUCCAGGUAUCCAGGAUGCAAGCUAUCAAGUGCGUGGUCGUCGGUGACGGUGCUGUUGGUAAAACAUGCUUGCUGAUAAGUUAUACCACCAAUGCAUUUCCUGGGGAGUACAUUCCAACGGUGUUCGACAAUUAUUCCGCAAAUGUAAUGGUUGAUGGGAAGCCGAUUAAUCUCGGUUUAUGGGAUACAGCGGGACAAGAAGAUUAUGACAGACUGCGGCCAUUGUCUUAUCCGCAAACUGAUGUCUUUCUGAUUUGCUUUUCACUGGUGAAUCCGGCGAGCUUCGAAAACGUUCGCGCCAAAUGGUAUCCUGAAGUACGUCACCAUUGUCCUGCCACUCCAAUUAUUUUGGUUGGCACCAAAUUGGAUCUGCGUGAAGAUAAAGAGACUAUUGAACGUCUUAAGGACAAGAAGCUAGCUCCCAUCACAUACCCUCAGGGUUUAGCUAUGGCGAAAGAGAUUGGUGCUGUCAAAUACUUGGAAUGCUCUGCUCUGACGCAGAAAGGUUUGAAGACUGUGUUUGAUGAAGCGAUACGCGCUGUAUUGUGCCCUGUUCUGCAAGUGAAGCCAAAGCGCAGAUGUUUCCUUCUAUAAUAUUAAAUGUAUCCCUCUUUGCACGUUGGUACUGGAAUGUGUUAAAGUGUUUCAUUGUCUCAUCUCCAGUGUACCAAACUCGAAUCGAAUCAAUCGGACAAGUUACCGACAUUUGGAACCCCAGUUGUACCAGCCUAUGCCAGCGUCAACAGGCUGCAAACAUCUGCCAGCAUAAACGCACAAAUACUAGUUCGGUACAAAAUUUCCAGCGAGCAAAACAAGAGGGUUUCACGCAAGAAAAUAAAUUUGGAAUAUAUAAAUUCAUUUUUAUGUGGCCUCCAACAUCCUAUGAGAAAUUAAUCGAGAAGUUUUUGUGCUGUCUCACACGAACAAAGCUUCCAGUCUAGACAGUCUGAUAAUAGGGCUAUAAAUGCAAAUCGACUGGAUGUUCUAAGCAAAAAGAGUGUAAAAGAAGCCAAAAUAAUUGAAUUAACUGCUGUACAGUAUACUAGAAUAUCUAAUUAAUAUUAUAAUUAAUAAUUAUGUAUGAAUGGUAAAAGAAGCAAAUAUUACUAUAUAAUUGUAUAAGCGUCCAAACAUUGAUUGUAUACUGAUCAGUUUAAUCAAAGAGGAAAACCAUUUUAUGCUAUUUGCCAUUGUACAUUUUAGGUAGGACAUAUAUAAUUAACAUAUUUAAAAAAAGAAAAGAAAACAGUAGUUUUUCCUUAUUGCGAAAAAAUUGCAAUAUAUGUAUCAAGAUAUAAAUUUGAAGAGAGAGAAAAUAUUUUUUAGAGAUAUGCAUAGAGUACAUGGCAAAUCUGUUUGGACGAUAUUCAUCUAGAUGUUCAUUAUAAAUGUGAAUAACAGAGAAAAGAGAGUAAUUUCACACGCAUACAUUUCUCCAAGUACUUAGAGCAACUAUAGUUUUCUUUUUAUUCAAAUAUUCAUUAACAAUAUGUUAAAAGCUUCAGAGCUUUUGACAAGAUUGCUUUUGUAAAGAGAGUUAGCUGUUGAAAAUCUCACAUCAACAAAGUUUAUUCGUUUAAAAUCCCAGAUUUCUUUAAGAAUUUGUAUAUAAAAUCUAAUUGAAGACAUUAGAUGUGUAAUCAGAUGUCACUCAAUGUUAAGUGUACAUGUCCCAUAUUUAAAUUCUGUUCGUAUAAUAGUUUGACGAUAUUUUUGAUUUGAUAUAAGUUCAUAAUGAGAUACAAAAAUGAUGUUAGAUAUGAAUUUAAAAAAAUGUCUAAUAGCUAUACAUUUUCCAAGCGGAAUCAAUAGCGCAGCGGCCGCAUAACAUGGCUUCCUUCUUCCACUAAAUUGGUUAACAAUUAUACAUAAACAUUAUAAUUACUAUAAACGUUACAUACCAUAAUUUAAGGGAUAGCUAACUAUUGUACAAGAGUUCUUUAGAUGUAUGUGAUAUAAGUAUAAAAUUAUAAAAUUUGCAGAUUUUUCUGCUUCAUUUGCAAAUGUAUCAUACACGAUAUGACCUGUGAUUACAUGCGAUAUGCAUUUUUUUACAGGAACUGUCGUGUUAUCAGACCGGAAUUAAAAAGAAUAUUGCUGUUAUUAUCUCGAAAACAAGAUAUAGCUAUUGAAGCAGAGAAUUGUGUGAAUGUUCUGUAUGAAAGAAUAUGUGUGAGAGGAUGAUGUGAGAGAGUGAAAAAUUAUCAGUGUGAAGGAGAGAAAGAAUACAAAAAGUACGAGUGUAUAUGUAACAAGAAAGAAAGAAUA